AUGGAUACGAAGAUGCCAGCACCGAAAAAUGUCGCCGGUAAAAAACAAGCUGAAACAAUUAAUCAACGUCUUCAGCUGGUUAUGAAAUCUGGCAAAUAUGUACUCGGCUAUCGACAAACUUUAAAAGCAUUAAGAAAUGGUCAAGCUAAAUUAAUACUGGUAUCAGCUAAUACGCCUCAAAUAAGAAAAAGUGAAAUCGAAUAUUAUGCAAUGUUAGCAAAAACUGGUGUACAUCAUUACUCUGGGAAUAACAUCGAAUUAGGAACCGCUUGCGGCAAAUAUUUUCGUGUGGGCUUAUUAGCAAUCACUGAUCCAGGUGAUUCGGAUAUUAUUCGAACGGUACCUGGAGAUCAACAAACAACAAUCUCUACAACAUAA
Didymodactylos carnosus is the source of this 378-nucleotide messenger RNA. The record is from the annotation of a GenBank genome assembly. NCBI's taxonomy places the organism in Eukaryota, Metazoa, Rotifera, Eurotatoria, Philodinida, Philodinidae.